AGAGAGAGAAAGACCGACGCAUUAGCAAAGGACAGGCGAUAACAGCUAGUCAACAAGUUCACAAGAGCUAUCGAGACAGAUAAGAAUUCAGUGCUUCACAAGGACGAUCCAGCUCCAUUUUUGCAUUUUCAACAAGAGGAUUACAUCAUGGCCAAGAAAAACAGCUUUAAAGAUACUUCUGGAGUGGUGUUUGAUACUCAUUCGAAAAUGGUCAUGUCCCAAGGGGGAACUUUUGAGAGGAUGAAAGAAAAGAUCCAUGCAGUCCGUGCUGUGGUACCGAACAAAAGCAACAAUGAAAUUGCACUGGUGCUGCAGCACUUUGAGAAUUCGGUGGACCGUGCAGUGCAGGCUUUUGUGGAAGGCAGUGCAGUGGAAAUCCUGAAGGAAUGGAAUGUCACCGGUAAAAAGAAGCCUAAGAAGAAAAAGAAGCCCAAACCCCAGCCUGAGGCCCCAGCUGACCCCGCCCCCUCUGAAUCCAGCCCUCCUCCAGAAAGCGGAGAGGCGCUCAACGGUUUCCACGCCAACGGUUCGGCCGGCGCCGACGGCGACUCGCUGGACUCUUUGAGCGAGCAGCUAGACUCCGCCUCUCUGGACGCAGCCGAACUGGAGUCAGAGCCUGCCACGCCCGAGCUUGCUGAUCUCACAGGCGGCGAAGCAGAACGACAAAGUAGCACCAGCGUGACCCUGACCUCUGCCCCCCAGCACAACGCCAGCCAAGGCGGACGGCAAAACCAACAGAGUUCCCGUGGCAACAAAUCCCGUCCCAGACCCGGCUCAAAUUCCCAAAAUGCACCUGCUCCCUCCCCUCUUCCUCCUGACGACAGUCAACAAGGUUCAUCAUCAUCCAAAAAAAUUGCACCCAACAUUGACCGUUCAGUGAAGGACCUACAGCGAUGCACAGCGUCUUUGACACGCUAUAGGGUGGUGGUGAAAGAAGAGAUGGACUCCUCCAUAAAGAGAAUGAAACAGACAUUUGCCGAACUCCAGAGCUGUUUAAUGGACAGAGAAGUGGCCCUCUUGGCAGAGAUGGACAAAGUCAAAGCUGAGGCCAUGGCGAUCCUGGAUGGGCGUCAGAAGCGUGCCGAGGAGCUGCGGAGACUCACGGAUCGAUCGGCCUCCAUGUCUGAGGAGCAGCUGAGUGAACUCCGCGCCGACAUCAAGCACUUUGUCAGUGAGCGAAAGUAUGACGAGGACCUGGGAAAAGCUGUGAAGUUUACCUAUGAACUGGAGCCUCUCAAAUCCAGCAUCAUGGCCUUUGGUCAAGUCUAUCAUCCUCAGACUAGCUAUUCCAAUCGCUCACGUUGUAGCUCCACUUCUUCCUCUAUCACCGGACCUCCGCAAGUGGAGAGCCAACCUCCAGCUCCUCAGCCCCAACCCACGGGUUACGGGAACCGCCCCGCCCAGCCACACAAACAGGUUUUCCAUGGCAAUAGGCGUUUAGGACAGGGUUACCAUGGGGGCCAGCGCUACAAUGGCGGCUCGUACCACGACCGGAACCCGAAUCGGACGAACUACCGUAACCAUGGUGACCGCCACCAUGGCGAUGGCCACCAGGGAGAGCGUGGCCACGGUGAUGCUCCCAAUUCGCAAUUCUCCAAUAACUCGAGAGGCCCCACCCACUCAUCUAUGUCCUCCUAUCGGCAGGAUCGCCCCGCCCACAACGGGCUACCCCAGAGGCCUCCUCGGACCCACUGUCCCUGACAAAGCCCACGCCCCCGAAAAAAAUUACCAACCAAGUCCCUUCACUUCAUAACCCUUCCUUAGACCAUCCCUAUCACCCCCUUUAUCACCCACACCCUCUGGAUGAAGAAUAGAACUCAAGUCUUUUUGUCAGUUGAGUGGUAGUGCCACAGUUAGUUACCCUAUUUCCCCCUUUUUCACCCUCUGUUCUUCCAUCGUUUCAUGCUUCCUCACCAUUCCGCCACAGUCACACUCUCUCUCACUCUCACUCUCACUCUCUCUCUCUCUCUCUCACACAUUCUCUUUCCAGCCUGUUGAUGAAGCAGCUGGCUUUCAUUCUUCCUUAGUCAUUCCCUUCCAGUGUGACGGUUGCUCUGUUUCGCUUCGACGGUUGCAGUGAUUAUAUUUGGCUUUUUAUUUUGGCUUUGUCGGGAAGAGGCCUGUGAUUCAGUGCGAAGGCUGCCACUGAAAAUGAUUACAAGUCUUAAUCAGAAUGCGUUUAGAGCAGUAUUUAAGGGGCUUAUAUGUUUCGCCUUUAAACUUUAAUUUGAUCUUAUAACUUUUUAACUUUUUUUUUUUUUUUUUUUUUGCAUUG
This is a messenger RNA of Chanos chanos (milkfish), 2275 nucleotides long. RefSeq names its product spermatogenesis associated serine rich 2 (gene spats2). NCBI's taxonomy places the organism in Eukaryota, Metazoa, Chordata, Actinopteri, Gonorynchiformes, Chanidae. The transcript has 13 exons. The record is from RefSeq and is a predicted model, not a curated record. Gene Ontology annotation, cellular component: cytoplasm. Bases 148 to 1701 code for a protein of 517 amino acids. Gene Ontology annotation, molecular function: protein binding.